This is a messenger RNA of Plasmodium vinckei vinckei, 3204 nucleotides long. RefSeq names its product conserved Plasmodium protein, unknown function. Bases 1 to 3204 code for a protein of 1067 amino acids. NCBI's taxonomy places the organism in Eukaryota, Apicomplexa, Aconoidasida, Haemosporida, Plasmodiidae. The record is from RefSeq and is a predicted model, not a curated record. The transcript has a single exon.
AUGAUAAGAAAAAUACUGUCGAAGGAUCAAAAUGUUUUUGAAUGCAUUGAAAUGGGACAGAUAAGUAAAAUAUCUGAUAAGGCAAUAGAAAAUAAUUCAGAUAAUGAACAUGUAAAUAUAGAAAAUUUUAAUCAGUAUUCUUCAAUAAAUAUAAAUAAACCAUCAUUCAUUGAUGAUGAUAAAUAUAUAUGUAAUAAAAUAUUUGAAACUAUGAAUGAUCAAAAUAAUGAAAAUUUAAAAAAUCGGGAUGUUAAUUGGUUUGAGGAUAAUGAUAUUGAAGAAGAUAAAUUUAAUUCUAUAAAUACUGAAGAGAAUUUUCAUCAAAUGUUAAUAGGAAUGAAAAGAAAUGAAGAAAGUGAUAAGUUAUCAAAUUUAGAUAAAAAUAUUGAAAAUGAUAUAGAUCAACAAUCUGCCCCUUUAAGUGAAUAUAUGGGACUUACUGAAUAUAAUGAAGAUAGUCAUAAAAAAUUUAUAAACAAUUUUGAUGAGGACAAUAUAGACUUACUAAAUAGUCAAAUAGAUGAUACUCACGAAAAUCGUGAAAAAAAUAAUGACACUAGUCAUGAUGAAGCUUGUAGCAACAGUGAGGAAAAUGAUACAAAACAAGCAGACAUGAGCAGUGUCAAUAAAAAUAAGAAAGACACACAUGCUAGUAAUAAUGAAAACGAACGUAACGAUAAAAAUUUCGAUAAACUAAGCAUUAGUCCAAAUAUGAACGACUCUAUUGAUAUGGAUUUUGAAAACAUUUUUAAAGUAAAUAAAACUCGUGAUAUUUGCGAACUUAAAAAAAAAGGAGGGGGGGAAUUUAUGUUUCCCCAAACAAUUGCUUCCGAUUUUAAAGAUCCAAAUAAAGAAAUUCCAUUUUUUGAUAUAAAAAAAGAAAAUGGAAAAAAUUAUGAUCAGCAUGACGAUGAUACAAAAAUUGUCGAACAUGCCAUCCGUCAGGUAAAUAAAAGUGCCGAUGCACUAAAAAAUAACAGCUUUAAUAAAAAAGAAAACAUUCCUCAUAAUUUGAGACCUGAAGCUUCAACUCCAAACAGUGAAACAAAAAGUGAAAAAAAAAAUUUUAUGAGUGAAGCUACUAGAAAGGUAAAUAAAAUAUCUGAUAAAAAUAGUGAGGAAGAAACCGAUGUGAUAACCAACAUGGAUGACACUACUAAGUCGCAAACCUUAGAUAAACAUAAAAUUAAAAGAAAUGAUUUAAAACAUUCCCUUAAAAAAUAUCAUUCCAAUAAUAUCCCACGAAGACAAUCAUCGAAUGAUAUAUACACUUUUGAAAAUUGUUCAAAUAAAAAAUUCCAUAGUACUAAUAAUAUGGAAUAUAUGAAUAAUGACAUUUUUGAAUAUUCCCCUGAAAUGCUAAAUCGUCAGGGCCAUCAAAUGGUCGAAAAACGAGGCAGCGAAAAGCGAAGUAGCGAAAAACGAGAUAGCGAAAAACGAGAUAGCGAAAAACGAGGUAGCGAAAAACGGGGUAGCGAAAAACGAGACGAUAAAAGUCUACCAAAUGAUAAGAGUAAAAAUGAUAUAGUAUCUGAAACUGUUGAAUUUGAAAAAAAUUUUAAAAAUUUAAUAACCGAUGAGCAUUUUUCUUUAACUCCUCCCAAUAGGAAUGAAGAAAAUACUUUGAAUUUAUAUGACGAUAUUACUGAUAUGUCUAUUAGAAACGAAAGAAAAAUAGAUAAUAGAAAACCCUUUUUUAAGGAUAAUACUAUGCGUAGUUUAAUAAAUCAAGCAAGAGAAACCCUUCGAAUAAAAGAAGGAAGUAAUAAUAAUGAACUAAAUAAAAAAAUAAUAGAGCUAACAGUACAAAAUAUAAAAAAACGCAAUGAUAAUGAUGAAGGAAUUAACAAUGAUGAAAUUGAUAGCGAUGGAGAGAGUGUUCAUAAAACAGGGGUUGUUGAUUUAUAUGAAAAUAAUUUUAAAACUAUAUUACAAAGACCGUUAAAUAUUGAUCAAAUUCAAAAUAUGAAUAAUUUUCAAAAUUUUGAAAAAAAUAAACAUGAAUCUUUUAAAAAAAUUGAAAAUGAAAAUAAGGGAAUCACCCCAACUAAUCGACUAGAUAGUAAAGAAAGAAUUAUGUUAAGGAAAUUUUCGAAAAAUGACAUAGAAGCCAAUAGCGAUACACUUUUAAAUCUUCAUUAUAAAGGUAGUGGUGAAAAAAGGCUUUUAACAACUUCAACAGAUGUAACUACUCUUCAAAAUAAUAAUAAAACAAGUAGCACAUCUAUUGGUAAAAGUGACCAAGCAGAUGCAGAUGAAAAUGAGAGAUAUCCACCACCAGUUAUUAAUGAUAAUAAAAUAAAAAGAAGAGUUAUUGAUUGUAAAAACGAUAAAUUAAAAUGGGGUACAACACAAGUAAUUAUUGAUAUAGAUGAUACAAUAAGAUCAAGUGGUGGAUAUAAACUUUUUAAUUAUGCAUUAGGUGGUGUAGAUGCACAAUAUCAUAGAGGAGAAACAUAUCCUGGUUCUUUUCAAUUCAUAUUUGAAUUAGCAAUGAAUAAAUUACCACCUGAAUGUAAACCUUUAUUAUUAUCUGUUUUGACUGCUAGAAUACCUCAAGUCCCAAUAACUGAAAAUUCAUUUUUAAAUGUAAAAUUUCAUGAAGUAGCAGAAAGACGAGGAAUUAAAAAUUGGGGUAUUGAUUGUGAUAAUAAAAUUUUAUAUUCUACUUUAAAAGAAUGGGUAUGGAAUGAAACCCGAGGAGAAAAAAAAUUUUUUAAUUUUAAACAAUUGCAUAAACAUGUUAUUCAUCAAAAUUCUCUUGUUCGAUAUAUAUGGAUUGGUGAUACAGGAGAUAUGGAUAAGCAAGCAGGAGAAAUGAUGAUUAAAACUUUUCCGCAAAGAAUGAAAGCUGUUUUUUUACAUCAUGUAAAAGGGAAAGAUGAUAAAACAUUAUUACCAAAUGAUUAUUUUAUUAAAUCAGUUCCAGUAUUUUUUUUCCGAACAUAUGUUGGAGCUGCGACAAAAGCCUAUGCAUAUAAUUUAAUUGAUAAAAAAGGGCUAACUAGAGUUCUUGUACAAGCUGUUUUAGAUUUGGAAAAAAGUAGAACACCUUCUAACUCAUCAAAAUGGGAAGAUUUAAUCAAAGAUAUUUUGUUGAGUGAUGCCAUUGAUGAACUUGAUAAAUAUAAUGCAGAGACCGUUAAUAAAACAAAGAAAAUUAUAUCAUAUCGUAUGAAAGAAAUGGCAGAAAGAAAACUAUAA